Molecule: messenger RNA, 3054 nt
Organism: Gordionus sp. m RMFG-2023
Lineage: Eukaryota; Metazoa; Nematomorpha; Gordioida; Chordodea; Parachordodidae
Product: ectonucleoside triphosphate diphosphohydrolase 7-like
Exons: 8
Coding region: 1-2406 (801 amino acids)
Biological process (GO): UDP catabolic process
Cellular component (GO): Golgi apparatus
Molecular function (GO): GDP phosphatase activity; UDP phosphatase activity
Source: RefSeq, a predicted model, not a curated record
AUGGGUAACAAUAUUGUUAUCAAACUAAAGGUAGCAACAAUAACAUUCAUUAGAAUAUUUAGUCUUGCGAAAUCUUUUUUCUUGGAUCCGAGCUUUAAACGGGUUAUAACCCUCAUUCUGGCUACGCAUAUUUGCGUGCUAAUCCUUGCCAUAUGGCAAUUGUUCAAUAAUCAAGCAAUUUACUUAAAAUCUUACCCCUUGGACAAAUUGAAAACUCCGUUAUACAAACAUAUCUUAGACAAGGAUAAUCCUUCCAGGAAUAGGGGAAAUUUAAAUUUUAAUGUAGACGAAAAGUACGCCAUUAUCAUAGAUGCGGGCAGUAGUGGGAGCCGAAUUUUUGUCUAUCAAUACUAUUUCGAUAUUCCUCCCACUAAUUCUAAUAGCAAGGGAUCUAAUCCUAACAACGAGGAUAGCAAUAAAUUUAAAGGAAUACCCGUGGAUUAUCUGAAAAUUGAUUUGGCCAAAAAUCCAGAUAAUUUGAAUGAAACUUUAGUGCACAAGAUAUCUCCAGGCCUAUCCUCAUUCGCUGACAACGCCACUAUCUCUGCCGAAUAUCUUUUUACGUUGAUUGACUCCGUCAUCUUGAAAAUCCCUGCUUCUAAAUUGAGUGGUACACCCCUUUACAUAAUGGCCACUGCCGGCAUGAGGCUGAUCGAGCCACUUCAACAAGAAGCCAUAUUGAGCGAUUGCAGGCGGGACAUAGCAACUAAAUACCCCCAACUUGUGUUUCCUCCCUCGCACAUUCAAAUCAUCAGUGGCACCAUGGAAGGCGUUUAUGCCUGGAUAGCCAUCAACUACAUAUUGGGAAAGUUCGACGCGCAUGAUGAUGAAAGUAUCUUAGAAACGAAACAAACUGUGGGUAUAUUAGAUAUGGGAGGUGCUUCACUCCAGAUAGCCUUUCAAGUCCCUGUCAAUUAUUCAACCGCAUUACUCGGUCGCUACUCCUCUAAUCUCACCGAUAAAAUAUCCCAGGCUAAAGUCAUUUUAAACGACUCUCUCCUCGAUAUAGAUAUCGGUGGCGGUGUUAAAUCUUUCAGAAAUUACAAGCUUUAUGUAAGAACCUUCCUAGGUUUCGGUGCCAACGAGAUCAUCGAUAAAUACCAACACAGUUUGCUCUCCUCGCAAUCUAACCUAUCUUUCAACGUAUCUGAUCCUUGUUAUCCUACAGACUAUGCCUACAAUAUUUCCAAAGCCUCCUUAAUUGGUACCGGAGAUUUUGUUGCCUGUUAUUCCAAAGGUCUGGCCCCUUUCUUAAAGCUUAAUGCUCCUUGUUCACUCUCCCCUUGUUCAUUGGCCGGGGCACAUAGCCCGCCUUUGUUUCGCUUCCAUCAAUCCCGAAAACUCUCUAGAGUCGCCCUCGAUAAACCUAACUCACAUUUAUCUUAUAAUAAACUCAAUGACAUAUCCUCACGACUCUUGCACCCUCAAAACCUUCGUCCCGAAAUGCCGGAUGCUCUCUUUAAUGGAACAGCUAACCUUUCCAUCCCCCCUCUAAACAAUCUUGCUGAUUUAUCACGCUCCUUAGAUGAUAUGAAUUCUAACCCAUUAAGCCCUUCCGCUCACCUCAAAUUUUACGGUUUUUCUGAAUUUUGGUACUCGGCUCAUGAUAUCCUUUCUAUGGGUGGUCCUUACGAUCCUGUUGCUUUCAAACGUUCGGCUUCCGCCUUUUGUCGCAAAUCGUGGUUCGAAUUGGAGUCUAUUCGGAGUUCAUAUGUCAAUGCUGACGAUCACAGACUUACCCAUCAGUGCCUCAAAUCGGCAUGGAUGUAUGCUGUUCUCCAUACAGGAUUCGGUUUUCCUGAACUUAGUGGAACACCGGAUCUUUUUGAAUCCGUACAAUUAGUGAAAGGUAAAGAAGCCCACUGGACACUCGGUGCCAUUAUUUAUGCCUUAUCCCAUGAUAGGUCUUAUGCACAAAUUGCUAAAACUCAAAAACAUUCUUUUAAUAGCAACAUAGCGGUUUCUGCUCUGAUGCCCGUAUACCCCGUUCAACACAUAUUCUACAACCAGAGCGUUAACGGCAAACCAGAUAAUUUUUUCAACCCAUACGUAUUUUCCCAAAGAUCUGAAUACGCAUUUCCUCAAAAUCACGUCGUUUCUCUGAGUUUGAGAUACAAUAAUUGGACAUUUUGGAUAAUAUUUGUUUUAAUAAUCCUCAUCUGUUAUACCCUAUACCGCUCCUGUUUUUCAAAUUUUAGUUCGAUUAAUAAAAAGGGUUAUGGUUAUAACCCAAAUAAAAACAAAUUUUGGAUAGAAUUGGCUUUCGCCUUGUCAUUAAUCAAACGAAAACUGAAGCGAAUCGUUUCUAAUACCAUUUUAGAUGAUUCUCUUAAAACUUAUCCUAAUAACAAUUUUUAUUACAAACGUGUGAACAAUAACGAAUGUGGUGAGCAUUUUUGUCGAUAGAAAAUUCAUAAAUGAUUAAACCCGGUUAUGACAUCAACGACCUGAAUUCAUACUCGCAAAAUGGAAAAAAUGAAUGUUCUUUUAAGAUGAUAAAAAGCAAAUUCGAUGUUUUAAAGAUUGAUCAGUCUAUUUUAAUAUGCUCUCUAGAAAGAUGCUAUUUACUUUUUUUAAAAGACAAAAAAUCCUCGAUUUUUUUCUUAAUUAUAUUUUUUUAUUUCAUCCAUAUAUCGUCUACCAUUUUAUGAUAAACUCUUGAUUAUGUUUGUAAUUAUAUUCUAAAAUUUAAAAUUGAUUUUUAAAAGUAAUGUUUGAUCAUUUUUAAUUUUUGAAUUGGUUCUGAAUAUGAUUAUUUAUUUAUUUUCAAUGUUAUGGCAAACCUACAUUAUAUUAUUAUUUUAAAAGCCUCAUAUUAUUAUUCUGUAUUUCAAAAAACCGAAAUUUUCUUUAAACAAAAUGUUUACUACAUCUAAGUUAAUGGGUAUUUUGGGGGCAUUUAUUAUUAUUGAAACAUCUUUAAAUUCAAAUUUAUCUGUAUAAUUCUUGCGUUUUAUAUGCUCAUUUUAUUACAUAUGCGUAAACUAAACAUAUUUGAACUCGAAUUUUAUAGAACAAACUAAAGUUUUGCAAUUUAUUUUUACGAAAAUGUAU